UGACGUCACCCCGCUGCAGCGCCCGAUGCGUGACGUCACGCCGCAGGAGAUUAUGACGUCGGCGCACCGGGACGUGGGCCUCUGUUUCCGGAUGGCGGAGUGAGCGAGAGCCGUGCGAGCAGCAGCAGAAGCAGCCCCAGGAUACUCCGUAGAGACGUCUCGAGCGAGAGCGUACGUACGCCGCUGUUUCCGGGGGCCCUGACACAGAACCGGCACCAUGGGCGAGCUAUUCCGCAGCGAUGAAAUGACCUUGGCUCAGCUGUUCCUGCAGUCUGAGGCCGCCUACUGCUGCGUGAGCGAGCUGGGGGAGCUGGGCAUGGUGCAGUUCCGUGACCUGAACCCGGACGUCAACGUCUUCCAGCGCAAGUUUGUCAACGAAGUGCGGCGAUGCGAGGAGAUGGAGCGGAAACUCAGAUUUGUUGAGAAGGAGAUCAAGCGGGCAGACAUCCAGAUCAUGGACAAUGGCGAAAACCCCGAGGUGCCGUUUCCCAGGGACAUGAUCGACUUGGAGGCCACCUUUGAGAAACUGGAGAAUGAGCUGAAGGAGGUGAACACGAACCAGGAGGCUCUUAAGCGCAACUUUCUGGAGCUGUCGGAGCUCAAGCACAUCCUGGACAAAACGCAGCAAUUCUUCGAGGAGGUUGAAUUGCGUCACCACCAGAUGGCAGAUCCAGAGCUGUUGGAGGAGUCGGCCACUCUCCUGGAUCCCAGCGAGAUCGGCCGCGGUGCGCCACUGCGCCUUGGGUUCGUAGCAGGUGUGAUCAACCGGGAGCGCAUCCCCACCUUCGAGAGGAUGCUGUGGCGCGUGUGCCGUGGAAACGUGUUCCUGCGUCAGACCGACAUCGACAGUCCCCUGGAGGACCCCUCCACGGGAGACCAGGUUCACAAGUCCGUCUUCAUCAUCUUUUUCCAAGGUGACCAGUUAAAGCACCGCGUCAAGAAGAUCUGCGAAGGAUUCCGUGCGACGCUAUACCCAUGCCCAGAGACGCCUCUGGAGAGGAAGGAAAUGGAGGCGGGAGUCAAUAACCGUAUCGAUGACCUACAGACGGUGCUCAACCAGACGGACGACCACCGUCAGCGCGUGCUGGCCUCGGCCGCACAGAACAUCCGCAUCUGGUCCAUCAGGGUGCGCAAGAUGAAGGCCAUCUACCACACCCUCAACCUGUGUAACAUUGACGUCACGCAGAAGUGCCUCAUCGCCGAGGUGUGGUGUCCCGUCGGAGACCUGGACUCCAUCCAGUUCGCCCUGCGGAGGGGGACGGAGCAAAGUGGAUCGACUGUUCCAUCCAUUUUAAACCGGAUGCAAACCAAACAGACGCCUCCCACCUUCAACCGCACGAACAAGUUCACGGCCGGAUUUCAGAACAUCGUUGACGCGUACGGCGUGGGGAACUACCGCGAGAUCAACCCAGCCCCGUACACCAUCAUCACCUUCCCCUUCCUGUUCGCCGUCAUGUUCGGCGACUGGGGCCACGGGACGCUCAUGACGGCGUUUGCUCUGUGGAUGGUGAUUCGCGAGAGCCGCCUCAUGGCGCAGCGCAUCGAGAGCGAGAUCUGGAACACCUUCUUCGCUGGGCGCUACAUCAUCCUGCUCAUGGGGCUCUUCUCCAUCUACACGGGCCUCAUCUACAACGACUGCUUCUCCAAGUCGCUGGACCUGUUCGGAUCCUCCUGGAGUCCCCGUGCCAUGUUCGCCUCCAAGAACUGGACGAUUGCGGAUCUAAAGGGCAACUCCAUCCUGCAGCUUGACCCAGCUGUCCCCAACGUGUUUGGCGGUCCUUAUCCGUUCGGGAUCGACCCCAUCUGGAACGUCGCAUCCAAUCGCCUCACCUUUCUCAACUCGUACAAGAUGAAGAUGUCGGUUACCCUGGGCAUCAUCCACAUGGUGUUCGGAGUCGUCCUGAGCCUCUUCAACCACAUUUACUUCCAGAAGAAGUGGAACAUCUACCUGCAGUUCAUCCCAGAGAUGAUCUUCAUGCUGUCGCUCUUUGGCUACCUGGUCAUUCUCAUCUUCUACAAGUGGUGCAACUAUACGGUGCACGAGUCCAAGCAUGCGCCCAGCCUGCUCAUUGCCUUCAUCAACAUGUUCCUCUUCACAUACAGCGACUCAGGCCCUAAUAUCUACAAGGGACAGCGAGGGCUGCAGUCCUUCCUGGUGGUGCUGGCGCUGCUGUGUGUGCCUGUGCUGCUGGCGGGCAAGCCGCUCGUGCUUUGGUACGAGGACCGGAGGCGCCGUCACCUGGUGAGACCGCGGCCUCGGCACGCAGGCCCGUCUUCUCCAGACGCCGCCGCCGGCGCUCCUUCUGCCCCUGCUUCUGCCGCCGCUGCCGCCUCUGCUGGAACCACGAAUUUCGCCGGCGUGCGCGUAGGGAACGGGCCUACGGAGGAGGACGCGGGCAUCAUUGACCACGACCAGCUGUCCAACCGCUCGGACGAGGAGGAGCCGCCUGCGGAGAAGGAGCCGCCGUUUGACUUUGGGGACGUGUUUGUGCACCAAGCCAUCCACACCAUCGAGUACUGCCUGGGCUGCAUCUCCAACACGGCCUCCUACCUGCGCCUCUGGGCCCUCAGCCUGGCCCACGCCCAGCUGUCCGAAGUGCUGUGGGGCAUGGUGAUGCACACGGGGCUCAGACAGAACAGCUACGCCGGCUUCUUUGGCCUCAUCUUUGUGUUCGCCUUCUUCGCCGUGCUCACCGUCAGCGUGCUGCUGGUCAUGGAGGGCCUCUCGGCCUUCCUGCACGCUCUCCGCCUGCACUGGGUGGAGUUUCAGAACAAAUUCUACUUGGGAACAGGCUACAAGUUUGCACCCUUCUCCUUUCAACAAAUCCUGGAGAGCCAGCUGGAAGAGUGAUAAUGAGCUGCCCGGGGUGGGGGGGGCGCUGGGGUUCCGCCCCUCCGCGGUGGCGCUCUGCCUCCGAGCCCAGCGUGCGCUCGUGUUACAGAGGCUGCUUUGAUCCCCUUGGUGUGUACCGUUACUGUACGUUGAACUUCCUUCGCACCGCCGCACGUGGCCGACCGUGGCUUGUCGGAGGUGCGGGGGAAGGACAACAACAACGCUCAACAACAACAAGAAGCAGUUUUCACUAAUUUGCCCCGCAUGCGUGCACGCGCAGCUUCGCUCAACAAGCAUUGGGGGGGUGGGGGGGGGUUUGGUUUUAUUUAAUAAAUUAUUUAAAUGAAUUUUAACCGAUUUAGUUUUUUUUGCAAUGACAAUAUAUUCCUGCGAUCGACUCCACGAAGCUGAUUAUGUUUUCCACAUAACAAUGUCGAUAUCAAUUGCGGGUGCGCGUUAUCGAUUUUUAACUUGGCAUAGCGGUCUCACUGAAAGGAUUAGAAAGAUAGACGGCUUAAACCAAGCAAAGAUCUCGCGUCAGCUCGUGACAUAUGACACUUUGUGAUGUGCGGCGACCAGCCCGUCGCUCGCCUGGACGUUUUGUUCCCCUGCUUCAAUAAACGUUUCACUGCCCUGGGCCCCGUCACGUCGCUCGUGCCACGUGCUCGCCGCGCCGGUGCCAGCGCAGCCAGAAUUGUGCCGUCGCGGAGAAGCUAAACCGAUAUUGUUCACGGCCGAGCCUCGCAAUGUUUUUGCAAACGAUUGCGAAGCGCGCGUCUCGGCGGCCGCGUCUUGGUUCGCUGGCGGGCAGGCGGUUUGCGUCCGCCAAAUGUGGGCAGCAAACGGCCAAACUCGCUUUGGGUAAUCAACGUCCAUUUGACCAUUGGCCAAAUUUCAAGGAGAAUGGCACCCUGUGCACAACCCAGCAGCGCUGCGGAGUACGUACCGCGCCACGUUGCCACGAUGGGCUCCCCUGCCUCCGCCAACUCGUAGUGACCGGGGUGGCGAAGUAUGGUUAAACGAGCCCCAGCGGGCGCGCACGGCGUGGGGAGGCCGUCAUCCAGCAGUGGAUUGACCACGGAACCAGGCCCGCCCGGUCUCCUCGACCGGCGCGCGCGAGCGUCCUUCCGACGGACCGCGCAAGGCAAGAAGACUCUGCGUCUCGACGUCUCGACGCGGUUACGGAGCGCAGGCUCCUCGGUAGCGCCCGAGCGAGGUGGGUGGGGCCCCUCACCCCAGCGCCCUCCCCUCCUCCCCCGGCGGGGAAGCGCGGAGAGCACCGAGGCCUGCCGUGGGAUUGGCAGGGCCACGUGACGGGGGCGAGACAUUGGACGUCCAUGUGGUGUUCCAUGCCGUGGUUCGUGUCGACCCCAGCAAUGGGUGUGUGCUCGUUGUGUUGUGAUUGUGUGUGUGUGUCAAUGUUACAAAUAGGAACGUCGCUAAUGAAUGCAUUGGUACAUAUAUAAUAGGUGUUUGCGUGGGCUAAUCAAUUAUACGUUGCAUAUCUAUAUACAGACAGCAUUAAAAAUUAGUGGUUGAUGUUACGUGCGCUCGGAGCUUGUGUCCGCUGUUGAGGGGCGCGUGUUGCGAGAUGCGGCUGUCACAGAUGUAUCAAGGUGGCAAUCCUGACGGUGUUGCUUCGGGUUUACGAGAGUUUGUGCAAGUCGACAGGACGCCUCCGAGCGAUAUCCCACAACAACAAAAAGUGCAAACUCCACUUGAUUUCAAAUGCCGGGAAUGAAUGUGGCGAGUUGCUUAAACACCACGUGGGUUCUAGCAGCUCGUUAUUUUCGACCCUUUUACAAUAGCGCCCGCGUCACUGCCGGGUAUUGCCGCCGUAAUGUGCGCAGUCUCGCAGCUCUUUCACGUCCGUUUGUUGUGUUGCGUACACAGCUGUGGAAUUUGUGAGGUGUGUGGGGUGUGGGUGGGUGGGUGGGGGGGACUGUAAGGGUAGGCGGGAGGUGAAGGGAAGGCGCCGCGUGCGACGAAGCCGACUCCUCGCGUGGACAGGCGCCCAUUUACGAGCCGCUCGACGCCUGCCGCCGAGAACUUUGGCAGCCCGGGAGAGGUCUCCCGUCGGAGGCCGUCGGGAGUCUUUGGCGCUGGGCCGGUGGCCUCCGAUGACCUCCGGUGACCUCUGUAGACCCCCGUAGACCCCCGGGUGGCUGUCCCGAUCCGCCCCGCGCCGUCGUGUUUGUGGGCGCGCGGCGUGUAGCGGACGCGCUGCGGUGUUCUGGGGUAAACUGGAUCUCUCGUUUACAUGCAACGCGUUAACGUUUCACUGUUAUGGGUUGCCUCGCGAAACGGCGCGGCGGCAUUUAACGUGAAAGAAGGCAUUUUCAAUAUUCGUGACCCUUCCUGCACGUGCGUCGUUUUGAAGUUGGAGCUGUGACAUUGAAGUCGGUGGUUGUUGUUGUGCACUUCCCAGUCUCAGUGCUCGUAGUUGACGUGCCGUCGUGCGUGCCGCUAUCGCUCGGGGCGUAGCCAUUGACGGUCCAAGGCACCGCAGGGGCCGCAGGCAUCGCCAGCCUUGGGAACGCGAUGUCGAUGCAAUGGGAGGCAGCGGGAUCGCUCCGCGCGCGGCAAUGGGAGCCCCCCCCCGCGUGAAUUUCAAUCUCGCUCGUGUCGCCGGGAGCGCGCUUGGGCGCUUGGUCCUCCUCCUGCCGACUUGGACGCGAUUUGUUCCGCGGCUUCGAGCUCUCAAGCCCCCCCCCCCCCCCCCCCCCCGAGGGUUGGCGUUGCUUGUUCGCUGACGGGCAGUGCCGUGGUUGUUCCGUGCCGUGGUUGUUCCGUGCCGUGGUUGUUUUCCGUGCCGUGUGCGAGCACUGCCCCCAGCCUACCCUUCGAUGUGGUGUAAUAAUAAAUGUGUUCAGCAGAAGCAACG
This is a messenger RNA of Petromyzon marinus (sea lamprey), 5717 nucleotides long. Its product is annotated as V-type proton ATPase 116 kDa subunit a 1-like. Gene Ontology annotation, cellular component: plasma membrane; vacuolar proton-transporting V-type ATPase, V0 domain; vacuolar proton-transporting V-type ATPase complex. Gene Ontology annotation, molecular function: ATPase binding; proton-transporting ATPase activity, rotational mechanism. The record is from RefSeq and is a predicted model, not a curated record. Lineage: Eukaryota; Metazoa; Chordata; Hyperoartia; Petromyzontiformes; Petromyzontidae. Gene Ontology annotation, biological process: vacuolar acidification; proton transmembrane transport.